CCUUCAAACUUUCGAGGAAGACGAGGCCGUGGGAAGCAUCGGCGGGGGGGGGGGACCUUCUUCAUGCGCACGAGCAUGAAGAAUUGUCCUCCUCUUCGGGAUGCUCCGUCGGCGAAUUGUUUGAUUGCCUCGUCUCUCCCUUCGUCUCGACAUGAGACUCUCUUCGAAUUCGUCACGUGAUUCUGCUCGAGACGACGAGCGUGGGAUCGACCUGUGGAGCGAUUCGCCGUCGCUGCCCACAGACGCACUCGUCUACGCCCUCUGUUGAUCCCGCUUGGGGGUCGAAAUUUUGUUCAUGAAUUGGGUGUGAAGAGGUCAACGAGGGUGCGAGCCUUGUCCGAUUCUGUCGCGAGUUUGCUGCGGCGAUUCUCCUGGGGUCGAGCUUGAUGUGGGAGUUGUGAGAGUUUGUUGGGAGGAUUGUCCUCUGAGGUGGACAAGGUUCAUGACUAGGGGACUACCGGAACGUCCUUCGACGUGACUGUGUCACUCACUAUUCGCGCGACUCGUUUUUCGGGGUGACCUUUGAAUUUGGGAGUGACGUGCGCGUUUCUUGACGGGUUUGAGGUUCCACGGCUUCAGUUCAACUCAAUUCUCUUGUGUGACCUCUUCUAUGUAUGAGCUCCGCCUCGUUCCCCCCUCCCCUCCCCCUUUGUUUUUAUUUAAUUAUGUUUUUUCUCUUCCAUUUGUAGUUCACAGAAUUUUUAUUUUAUUUUUUUCAUUCUUCGCUGCUUAAAUUUGUCAACUUCUUUUCUUCCCAUUCGUUCGUCGUUGCGCUGCGAAGCUUAGACCGAAAUUGUUGAAUGAGAGCGAGAGCAUUUGUUGGUUUCUUCAGUUUCUCUUUUGAAGUCAAUACAAGUCUUGGUUUUGUGUUUUGUGUUUUGUGUUUUUUCUUUUUAAAUUCCUGAGAAAAUCUUAGGUAACUCGUAAGCGCAAUGACUUGAGAGAAUUGCUGGAGCUUGAAGGUUUGUUUUCUUCUCCCUGAGAAUUGUGACCCCUCCUGGAGCUAUCAUCAGAUCACGGAAGGGUCCACAGCUUCGGAAGCUCGCGUUUGUGCGGAAAUGGGAGGGUGUUUGGAUUUUAGUGUAGUAGAGUUUAAGCUGAGUCGGCUUCGCAGACAUUAUAAAGCAUGUGGUCUAAAAUCUGAGAUGAUAGACAUCGACAACGAAACCAGAAUGCAUUGCUGGACUCCGACGCCGCCAAUCGCCGAAGCAGGAGUGUGGUCCGUUCCGACCACAAAGCCUUCUCUCCUUCUCCUUCAAGGAUUUGCGCCGGAAGGCAUGCUCUGCUGGGAGAAUCAGAUUGCAGCUUUCGCGAGGGAUUACAAUGUCUAUGUCCCCGAUCUGCUGUUUCUCGGGAAGUCGGUUACGGAAAGUAAGCAGAGGUCGGAGACGUUUCAAGCAGAAUGCAUCGCGAAGAUGUUGCAGAUGUUAGGAGUGCAGAACGAGGUGCAUGUAGUGGGAACCAGCUACGGCGGUAUGGUCGCCUUCCGGAUGGCGGAGAAGUAUCCCGAAUUUGUGAACAAAUUGGUGCUAUCGAGUUCGGGGAUUUGUAUGGCACCCGAUAACGACAAACCAUUGCUGAAAAAGCACGGAUUUUCUCAUAUCUCACAGAUCUUGAUUCCAUCGGAGGUGGUGGAGGUAAAGGCGGCGAUCGCAGCUGCGACCGUUAAACCUCCGUGGCUGCCUAACUUUGUUUACAGAGACAUUCUCAAGGUUCUGCACGAGGAGCAACGGGUCGAGAGAAAACAACUAUUGGAUGCACUUGUCAUUGGCACGGAGAAAGCGUUUCCUCUUCCUAAGCUGACACAGCCCAAGGUGCUGAUUCUAUGGGGCGAGCACGACCAAAUCUUCAACAAGGAAUUGGCUUACAAACUCCAGGAGCAUCUGGGGAACAGGUCGGAAGUGGUGAUGAUGACCAACUGUGGGCAUGUCCCGCAGCUUGAGAAUUCGCGAGAGUACAACCGCAUCGUGCUGGAUUUCCUGCGGGACCGCCAAGUCACUGCCGCUCCCAGAGCUGGUCAAGUCGCGCAAGCCAAGUCGUCCUCGUCGUCGUGAUCAUCGUCGCCGCCUCACUCAGUCCCUCGCUCGGUCUCGCCCUUACGCCGUGCCACUACUCCGUCAACGCUGCUAGCCCACUUCCGUCGUCGUUCACCUUCGUCUCCCACAUUCGUCGACGCUGCGUUUUCCGUCCAACUCUCCGUCGCGGCGCAAUUUUUUCUUCGUUUGUGGGUAUGCAUGUAUGGUGCACGAUAGUAGCAGGGUUUUUAACUAGGUGGGUUAGCUACGGAGUGGUUUAGGGUUGUACCUGAUACUUCACUUUUAGGGUUUCGGUAGUUGUGGUUACUUUUGGUUAUAUGACUUUCAAGGGUGCAAUAUUAUGUAGGAUUUUGCUCUUGAGUGACUGCUUUUUGGUUGUAGAGGAAAAAUAAAUAGGUUGUUUUCUACUUU
Messenger RNA from Physcomitrium patens, 2447 nucleotides. The record is from RefSeq and is a predicted model, not a curated record. NCBI's taxonomy places the organism in Eukaryota, Viridiplantae, Streptophyta, Bryopsida, Funariales, Funariaceae.